Schistosoma guineensis is the source of this 2313-nucleotide messenger RNA. NCBI's taxonomy places the organism in Eukaryota, Metazoa, Platyhelminthes, Trematoda, Strigeidida, Schistosomatidae. The record is from the annotation of a GenBank genome assembly.
AUGAUAAACUGGUUGAUAAUCUCUAUCAGUGGAAUAUUGGGAUUUGGAUUGUUAUCCUUUACGUCAUCAAUGAUCAUGUCUGCAUUUCGUAAUCUAGCCUGGUUUUCAAAAGGGAUGCGUGAAUACACAAAGUCAGGCUAUGAGUCAGCUGCUACACAUUUUGAUCCUAAUGAGUUGAAAAACGUACGCUUAGACAGUCACCGUGUUUUGAUAACUGGAGCCAAUUCAGGGAUCGGCCUCGUGUGUUGUAAAGAAUUAGCGAAACAUGGUGCAGAAAUCCAUAUGGUUUGUCGCAGUAAACCUCGUGCUGAAGAGGCACGUCAGCAGAUAAUCUCUGAAACUGGAGUCAAUGAUUCGCGUAUAAUUAUUCAUCCAUUGGAUCUUUCUAAGCCGAAUGAUGUCCGCAAUUUUGGAAAACAAUUUGCUAAUAAUAAUGAUUCACGUCUAGAUAUUUUGAUUAAUAAUGCUGGCUGCAUGAUUAAUGAAUAUAAAACUGAUGAAAACGGCAUAGAAGCUAAUUUCGCCACAAAUACACUUGGUACUUAUAUACUUACUGAAAGUCUAAUACCUGCAUUAAAAAAAUCACCUGAUGCUCGUGUUAUUACUGUUAGCUCAGGUGGAAUGUUAGUACAGAAAUUGGAUCAUGCUGAUCCAAUGCUUACAACUAGGCACAACAAAUUUGAUGGAACAAUGGUUUAUGCACAAAAUAAACGUCAACAAGUUGUUAUGACUGAAAUGUGGUCUAAGAACUAUCCAGAAAUAUUCUUCUGUUCAAUGCACCCUGGUUGGGCUGAUACACCAGCUGUCGCACUGUCUAUGCCAUCAUUUUACAAUAAAAUGAAAAAUAAACUAAGAACACCAGAACAAGGUGCAGAUACAGCGAUCUGGUUAGCAGCGGUACCAAAUGUGAGAAGAUUCCAAAACGGUUCUUUCUUCCAAGAUCGUCAAGUAGUUAGUCAGCACCUAAAAUUAGCUUGUACACAUUCAAAAGAUGAUGAGAAACGUAAAUUCAUCUUAGUGAAAAAAAUGAAUCCUCAUCGAUUUUCGUGUAGUGUUUGCAAUAUAUGGUGUGACACUGAGAAUGUCCUACGAGCUCAUGAAACGGGGAGAAAACAUCGCUCUAAAUGUCUUGCUUUAGACAGUUUAAACAUAGUGGAUCAUAUUAAUUAUCCCCUAAAAAUUUCCUUACCAACACUAGUUACUCCUGAUUCGGGCUCACCGAAAGAUUCAUUCUUAGAUACCACCUCUUAUUUUACAGGGCCGAUGAGAAAUUCAAUCUGUGAUCAAGAAUCCUCUUCAUACGUAGGUUUCAUUGAUUCUAGUUCAAAUUGGACAAAGUCAAACCAGUUAUCUUCAGCUUCCGAAAUUUCCUUUACCUGCAACUUAUGCGGUAUACAUAUGAAUUCUUCAGAUCAAUAUACUUCUCACCUUCGUGGUCGCAAACACCAAAGUAAAAUAAAUCUUAAUUCAGUUUCCAGUCUGUCUUCAAGCGAUACAGCAAUGUCACCAUCAAGUGACGAAAGCUCAACUUCUGUUUUUUAUCAGUGCAAUAUUUGUCAAUUUGUAAUAUUCAGUUCAAUGAAACUGAAACAUUUGGAGUCAGAAGAGCAUCAACUGAAUGUUCGCAAGUUAAGAGAAAAAUCAGUAUCAUCAAGUCCACGUGUAGACAACUCUCACCUACGUAAAUUUAAACGAUCUUGUCGAGAGGUCUUAGUACCCGUAUAUGGAUCAAUUAAGUUCACAUCUGCUGAGGCUCAGCUUUUGGAGAAUUCAGCGAAAGGAGAUCAAGAUUGUGUUUUGUUGUUGGAUUCAUUUGACGGUCGAGAUCGUAUUGCGAUACAUCUGGCAAAUGCAUUACUGAUAGCUAAUAAAAAUUUAUCAACUAUCGACUCGUCAAGUCCUUCUGCUCCUACCUGGGUAGUAUGGGUUCUACCCAAAACAGAUAGUUCCUUAGCUAACUCGAUCUCUGUAUUUGGAUCUCAAUCAGAUAAUGACAAUAAUACAUCUCAACGUCCUUUAAAAAUUGCUCACUUACCUUGUGAUGUAAAAAAAUUAACACAAGUUGAUUUGAUACUUACAACCUCUGAUUUGUUUGUUGAGCACUUAUCAAUUCUACUAAUGAAACAAGCAUUUAUUUGUGGCAUAAUUAUUCAUGAUGUCGAUGCAGCGGUAAAAAAUGAAGAGUUUUGCAAUCUUCUUCAUCGUUAUCGUCAAGAUUACACAAACCAACAUAAUCGAGGCCGAAUCAUAUGUUUUGGUCGAAUGAAAGUAGAGGAAGAUAGUGUUUUUUCGUCGUUCACACAGUACGGUUAA